Rhizoctonia solani is the source of this 1824-nucleotide messenger RNA. Its product is annotated as Retrotransposable element Tf2 protein. Gene Ontology annotation, molecular function: nucleic acid binding. NCBI's taxonomy places the organism in Eukaryota, Fungi, Basidiomycota, Agaricomycetes, Cantharellales, Ceratobasidiaceae. Gene Ontology annotation, biological process: DNA integration. The coding region runs from base 1 to 1824 and encodes 607 amino acids. The transcript has 2 exons. The record is from RefSeq and is a predicted model, not a curated record.
AUGGGAGCAAUCCUUAGUCAGCAAGGAAAAGAUAACCGCCUACACCCAGUGGCAUACAUGUCAAAAUCCUUCUCCAGCGCUGAGGCUAAUUACGAUACACAUGAUAAGGAACUCUUGGCAAUUAUCAAGGCACUGGAAGAAUGGCGGAUUUUCUUAGAAGCAACGGAUAAACCCAUCCAGGUGUUCACUGAUCAUCAAAACCUGGAAUACUGGAUGCAGGCACGGACUUUCAAUUGCAGGCAUGCUCAUUGGCGCAUCUUUCUAAGUGAUUUCAAUUUUGAGAUCCAUUAUUGCCCCGGGAAACAGUCAGGAAAACCAGACGCCCUUUCCAGAAGAUCAGAUUACGUAGAUGCCCCCACAGAGCCAGAAAUUAUGUUGCCGUCAGAAGUUUUUGCAAACACAUCAGAAGAGGAACUUGAGAUUGUCACAAGUAUUCGUGACAAACUCAGGGAAGAUCCAUCGCUAGAACCCAUCAUCAGGUUCCUCAUGGAAGACGCGGACAACGCCCCUCCGUCUAUUUGCAAAGCUUAUAAGGACUACGAUUGGGAAGAGGACUUGCUAUGGUAUUGCGGAAAGCUAGUGGUCCCAGACUCAGAAGAACUCAAGGACCAACUCCUCAAGGAAUUCCAUGACUCUCCCUUGGCAGGCCACCCCGGACAACAACGGACCCUAGAACUACUCAGCCGUAACUAUUGGUGGCCAGGAAUGAAGUCCUCUGCAAAAGAAUGGGUUGAAUGUUGCCCCAUCUGCCAAUCCAACCGUUGCGCCCACAAUCCAGUAAUAGCUCUAAAACCCUUAGAAGUCCCUCCUUUCCCAUUCCACACAAUUUCCUACGACUUCAUUACAGGUUUUCCCAGAUCAGAUGGACAUGACGCAAUAUUGGUGUUGGCCAAGGGCUUAGCGAAUCUCUUUGUCACCCAUGUUUGGAAACUCCAUGGGCUCCCGGUAAAAACUGUAUCAGAUUGGGGAACCACGUUUACCGGGAAGUUCCUCAGGGCCUUGUACCAACAAUUGGGAAUCCAACCCUCCUUCUCCUUGGCCUACCACCCCAAAUCAGAUGGACAAACCAAACGGGUUAACCAAUUCAUUGAGUUUUACCUUCAAUCUUACAUAGCAGCGGAUCACUCAGAUUGGGUAAAAUGGCUACCCCUUGCGGAGUACGCAUACAACAACGCCAAGCAUGCUGCCACAGGUAAAACCCCAUUUGAACUGGUUUAUGGAAGAAACCCCGUGAUGAGUCCGUCAACUGUGCCAGCCAACAUACCAGAAGCAGACCUUGUAGCUGAUACCCUUGCACGAGAGUGGAAAGAGGCAGAGUUGGCGCUCAGAAUGACCAAAGAACGCAUGGCAGGGACGAAAGGGGUAAUACCAGAAUACUCUGUAGGAGAAAAAGUCUGGCUGGACGGAAAGAACGUGGAACUGAGAACAAAUUCCAACAAACUGGACCCCAAACGGCUGGGACCAUUCGAAGUCACAGAAAAAAUUUCCAGCCACGCCUAUUGUCUAAAAUUGCCGGAAACUCUGAAAAUCCACGACGUGUUCUAUGUAGGACUUCUAUCCAAGACGCAUGAAUCUGCAAGCCAGCCAUUCCCAGAUCGACCCCCUCCGGAAACCAUAGAAGGGGAAGAGGAAUACGAGGUAGAACAAAUCCUGGAUUCAAAAAGACUACAAGGAAAGUGGGUUUACCUCAUCAAAUGGAAGGGCUAUGGCCCAGAAGAUAACUCCUGGGAACCCAAGGAUCUGCUAAAACAUAGUCAAGAAGAAAUCCAACGCUUCAACAAGUCGCAACUGAAAAAGGCUUGUGACUCCGCCAAGAGCCUUUAA